Molecule: messenger RNA, 863 nt
Organism: Helicoverpa zea (corn earworm)
Lineage: Eukaryota; Metazoa; Arthropoda; Insecta; Lepidoptera; Noctuidae
Product: HIG1 domain family member 1A, mitochondrial-like
Exons: 3
Coding region: 244-555 (103 amino acids)
Biological process (GO): mitochondrial respirasome assembly
Cellular component (GO): mitochondrion
Source: RefSeq, a predicted model, not a curated record
GCCUUACCGCAGUUGAGCAAGGUACGUGAUAGAAAGUGCAUUUCGUAGUAACGGUACUUAAGUACUCGUUUGUACUGUCCAUUGUUUCGUUAUCCUGCACUCUGUGAUUCCCCAGUGGCAUAUUUGUAUGAUAUCAUCGCUCGAGGCUCAUUCAGUCUCCAGUGUUCGUCGGUCUGUGGCACGCGUAGGUGGCGUGUGAUUGUGUUUUAUUCGUGUGUCCUUGAUUUGAAACAAGUUGCCGACAUGUCGCAAGAAAAACCCGUUUUCGAUUACCACGAUGAGAGCCAGAGCGAGAAGCUUAUGCGCAAGACGAAGGAAUCUCCUUUUAUGGUCUUAGCUAUCGCGGGUUGUGCGGGCGCGGUCGGCUACGGCGGCUGGGCGUACAAGAACCGCGGCGCCAUGAGCACCAGCGUGUUCCUGAUGCAGUUCCGAGUGAUCGCGCAGGGCACCGCCGUCGGAGCACUAUGCGCCGGCAUGGUCUACACUCUAUACAACAACCACUUCAACAAACCUAAGGAAAAUCUCGCCAUCCUACCCAAAUCAAACGAGCAUUAACUUGGUGCUGUCGAAUAUUUAGGUUCUAAGAUCGAGUAGAAAAUAUUUGAAGUUUUAAGUAACGCUUCUCGACUGGGAUAUCGGUGCUUCUAAUUCUUCGAUGUUCCUACAAUAACUAUUUAGGUACUAUUUCAUUUGGAACUCCACAUUCAGUUCCUACAUGGAACUAGGUACCUAUGAGUGAAAAAAUGUUAAGAAGCCCGUUUAAUACUUUGUAAUCGAAAGUGCAAUUGUACUAUUGUUUCUCACAGUAUAAAACAAUGAUGUGACCGGUGCACUGAACACCGUCGGAUUCCAUAUCUACCUUA